UUAAAAAUCGUGUGGAUUUAUUGGAUUAACACUGCUAUUGACCAAAGUGGUCAACAAAAUGGCGGAAAAUAAUAUUGAUCAAUCGACGUCCGAAAGGAACAAUUUUGCCGAAAUGGUGAAACGUCGUACAAAAGAAAUUUAUAAAAUUAAAUCAGGAAAGGUUUCUGAAACGACGGGAAACCACGAUACUGAUAUUAACACUAGAAGUGUAAUGAAUAGAAGUUCAGAUGCAAUGCGCAUGUCCGCGGGAAGUGGUAUACUGCGCAUGUCCGGGAACCCGGAAAGUGAAAGUGAAACUAACGGGAGUGAAAAUAAUAACAGUCCAACAAUGAAAGACAUGAUGGACAAGUUUUCUAGCAUGGAAAAAUCUCAAACAGAGAUUAUGGCUAAUUUAGCCGUGAACAUUCUGCAAUUGCAAGACAAAGUCAGUGGCAAAGAGUUGAAUAAAGUUAAAACUCAUCCACAAAAAGAGUCCGAUAGGACAGUAACUGUCAGUGCUAGUGACAUUCCUGAAUUAUCAGACAUAUCAGAUGACGAUAUGGAGUCUGAGGAGGAACAAGAUGACCAAGAUGUUGGUUGUUCUUUAGACCAAAUGCUAGAUGAGGUAGACGAAGACUUCUUUCUAGAGUUAGAGAAAGAAUAUGAAGAGGACAAAAAGUUUGGUCCUGAGAUAGACAGUGCUAUGGCAAAACUUGCUGAAACAGCUAUUGAGAAACCGUUAAAAGACGAGGAGUAUCAAAAGUUAACAGACAAAUAUUUGGUGCCAGAAAAUUGUAAAAAGAUAAAGGUACCUCUGGUAAACAGAGAACUAUGGAAGGUGCUAAAAACCAAGCGAGAAGGAGAUGUGGCAAUGCAAAAGGUGACUCAGACAUGUAGUUCAGCAUUAGUCAUGGUACUCAAAGCUUUGAACAUUAUUAAGACCAAAGGGGACAUGAGUGAAACGAAACCCAUAUUCAAAGAUUUGUUUAAAGUUCUAACUCAUGGGAUCUGUACGGCAAACAGGAAAAGAAAGCAGAUGAUAAGGCCUAUAGUCCCAGGAAAAUACAGGAAAUUGUGUGAAGUAGACACACCUGUUACAGAAUUUUUAUUCGGUGACAACCUGGAUGAAAAAGUAGACAAACUGGACAAAGAUGACAAAAGGUCAGACAAGUUAUCUAUGGAAUCAGGAGGUGUUUUUUUAGGGAAAAGAAAGCACAAUUGGUCAAAGGACAGUCAUUGGGGUCCGGCAAAAGACAAAAACUGGCCAAAAGACAAAUUCUGGCCAAAGGACAAAUUCUGGGCAAAAAACAAAAAGAAACUAAAGAAACCAAAGACAAUGCAUUAAAUGCAUCUUCUUCUGGGAAAAGUGCUGCAGAAGUUAAUUACAGACAAAGUCAACAAAGCAUUGAUUGUAGCACCAAUUUGGACAACUCAAGUAUGGUUUCCAAUUCUUCUACAACAGACUUGUCAACAACCAUACUUACUACCACAAAAAAGUUUAGUACUUCCAGGAAAUCUACAAAAACUACAUCCAGUGAAAAAUCUUCAACUUGGGAUUUUUUGUGUGUCAGGGAACAUCUCAAAAGUAAAGGAGUUUCAAGCAAUGUUGCCGACAUCAUUCUACAAUCAUGGAGAUCUAGUACAUCACAACAAUAUAAAUCAUAUCUCAAGAAAUGGAAAUUAUUUUCAAGUGAAAGGGAAAUCAAUUUGUUUGAUCCCCCUACCGAAGUAUUACUUGAGUUCUUAAAUUCUUUAUUUGAACAGAAUGUAGGUUAUAGUGGUAUAAACACUGCUAAAUCAGCUAUUUCAGCAUUGUGUAGUUUAGUUAGUGAUAGAAAUAUUGGUAAAGAAACUUUAGUUAAAAGGUUUAUGAAAGGUGUUUUCACUAAAAAACCUAGUUUACCAAAAUAUAGUAAAAUUUGGGAUGUUAACAAAGUAUUAACAUAUUUUGAUAAAAUACCGGACAAUGAACAGUUGUCUUUAUAAGAGUUAUCACAAAAACUAGCUAUGUUGUUUAUGUUAUUGAGUGGACAAAGAUGUCAAACUGUAUAUAAAUUAGAAUUAGAUAAUGUUCAAAUUGAAGGAAACUCAAUGGUUGCUUAUGUUAGUGAAUUGUUAAAACAAACUAAACCUGGAGUACAUAUGAAACCUUUAGUAUUUGAUAGAUAUAUUAUCAAUGAAAAAUUGUGUAUUUUGAGAACUUAUGAGGAGUAUGUAAGAAAAACAGAAACUCUUCGGAACAAAGAACAAAAAGUGUUUAUUUCUACUGUUAAACCUUACAAACCUGUCACCAAAAGUACUAUUGCUAGAUGGGUAAAAAUUGUGAUGAAAAGUUCUGGAAUAAACAUUGAAUGUUUUGGUCCACAUAGCUGUCGUUCAGCAUCAACCUCAGCUGCAUUAGGUCAAGGACUUAAAUUAGACACUAUUAUGAAAAGUGCAGGGUGGAAAUCAGCAAAAACUUUUCAAAAAUUUUAUAAUAAAACAAUUAUUACUGACAAUGAAAGUAAUUUAGCUCAAAAGAUUUUACCAUCAAGUAGCUAAAUGUAAAAUGUUUUGUUUUUAUGAUAUAUGUUAUGAUCAUGAUGAUGGACAUUAAUGUACAAAUGUAUAUAUGUUUAUUAAAAGAUAUAAUUACUUGAAA
Molecule: messenger RNA, 2620 nt
Organism: Mytilus californianus (California mussel)
Lineage: Eukaryota; Metazoa; Mollusca; Bivalvia; Mytilida; Mytilidae
Exons: 2
Coding region: 59-1324 (421 amino acids)
Source: RefSeq, a predicted model, not a curated record